This is a messenger RNA of Ostertagia ostertagi, 894 nucleotides long. Lineage: Eukaryota; Metazoa; Nematoda; Chromadorea; Rhabditida; Trichostrongylidae. The record is from the annotation of a GenBank genome assembly.
AUGAUCUGCACCCCUAGCCGGCAACGAGAUGCUGAAAAAGAGCGAGUCGCGUUCUUCGCCGCAUUGCUUUCUGAACGGGAAUUCCAGGAGUCACGUUUUCUUCAACUACAAUUGGCAUCCUCAAACGCUGAACUGAUCUUCAGUAAAGUGAUGUCUUUCCUUAAUACUGGCGAUUUCGACAUGACCGGCUGCACGUCAGAGCAGAUGUUGGCAGUGGCCAACGAAUGCCAGAUACUCUCACUCCAGGAACGAAGCCGAGAAGGUUUUCAGACGCCGCUGCCUAAGCCUGUAUCUCACUACCCACUGGCUGCCGCUUCGGCUCCACUACCAUGUCCCGUCCCCAUCUUCUCACCCGUUCCGAAUCCAUUCCUUUUGAUGGACUUACAGUCUCAGAUACAUGCUGCCAACCUGCUGCAGAUGAUGAUGACGCAAUUACAUUCCGUCAACCCACCGCAAGAAAUUCUGGACGACAAGGUGGUGUCGAAACAAAAAGUAUAUCGAGAAAACCGACGGCGGUUUCAUGUGUAUGGUAUGCAAAAAGGUCUACGGCCGAUACAAUUCGGUCUCUUAUCACGUGACAAUUUAUCACCGAAACCCUCCGAUCAAGAGUCACGUUUUCUUCAACUACAAUUGGCAUCCUCAAACGCUGAACUGAUCUUCAGUAAAGUGAUGUCUUUCCUUAAUACUGGCGAUUUCGAUAUGACCGGCUGCACGUCGGAGCAGAUGUUGGCAGUGGCCAACGAAUGCCAGAUACUCUCACUCCAGGAACGAAGCCGAGAAGGUUUUCAGACGCCGCUGCCUAAGCCUGUAUCUCACUACCCACUGGCUGCCGCUUCGGCUCCACUACCAUGUCCCGUCCCCAUCUUCUCACCGUUCCGAAUCCAUUCCUUUUGA